Messenger RNA from Nerophis ophidion (straightnose pipefish), 1412 nucleotides. It is a transcript of the gene klf3, whose product is annotated as Kruppel like factor 3 (basic). The transcript has 6 exons. Bases 233 to 1309 code for a protein of 358 amino acids. Gene Ontology annotation, biological process: regulation of transcription by RNA polymerase II. NCBI's taxonomy places the organism in Eukaryota, Metazoa, Chordata, Actinopteri, Syngnathiformes, Syngnathidae. Gene Ontology annotation, molecular function: DNA-binding transcription factor activity, RNA polymerase II-specific; RNA polymerase II cis-regulatory region sequence-specific DNA binding. The record is from RefSeq and is a predicted model, not a curated record.
AAAGCGAGCGUGUAUCAUGUGACAGGGGCACUUUGUACGAGACGUGCUAAAGACACACACAAAAACACGCGCAAAGUGGGUGAGCUACGUUGCGUGUCGCAGACUUUUUCUUGUUCUCAUGUGCGUGACGCCGAGCAGUACUCACUUCCCGCCGGACUAAAGCCUUGAAAAGUUCUUGUUCAGCAAGUAGACGGAUCCCGUUUCAUCUAAAAGGAGUGGUGCUGCGGCAGCCAUGCUGAUGUAUGAUUACCCCCUGAAGACAGACAUGGACACGUCCUUCUACGCAUCGCUGGUGAAGAGCCCCGACCCGUACGGCGUCAUCUUCUCCCACCCGGCCCAGCUCUACCACCAAAGCCACAUGCAGGCCCUGGCCCAGUCCCACGGCCAGCUGGAGCCCGUGGACCUGUCCGUCAGCAAGCGAUCGUCCUCCUCCUCGCCGCUGUCCUCCUCCGCCUCCUCCCCGGCGUCCUCGCGCAGCUCCCCACCGUCCCCCUACAGCGCGGCGAGCCGCACGUCCCCGCGCUGCUCCCCCCCACUGGGCCGGCGACACCCCUCGCCGCCCCACGCCCUCCCGCCGCCUGCCUCCCCGCUGCCGUACCCGACCAUGGUGGCUCCUCUGAUGGGCUCCGGCCCCGGGGUAAUCCAGAGUUCGGGAGGGGUCAUGGUGUCUCCAGUCAUGGUGCCUCUGUCCGUCCUCUACUCCUCCCCUCUGCACCUGCACCAGCCCAUAAUGAUGACCACGCCUGUUACCGCCGCCGCCGACGACCACCACCACCAUCAUCAUCAUCAUCAUCAUCGAAGCAGAGAGCACAAGACAGUUCCGCCGAGCCAGGCUUUUGACGGGCGAGGCGAUGCCCACGACCUGCACAGGCCAAUCAAAGCAGAGCCUCGCUCCGAGCUGAUCCAGGAGCAGCACGACAUGAAGUCAGCAGUCAUCAGAAUACCACAGGACUACGAGUGCAACAACAACCCGUCCGUCAUCGUCCGCUCGGGUGCUCAGCAUCCUCUCCCGGCCGACUCCCCUGACACCAUGAAGAAGAGGAGAAUCCACCGCUGCGACUUCACGGGCUGUAACAAAAUCUACACCAAGAGUUCUCACCUCAAAGCGCACCGCAGGACACACACAGGCGAGAAGCCGUACAAGUGCAUGUGGGAAGGAUGCACGUGGAAGUUCGCCCGGUCGGACGAGCUGACGCGACACUUCCGCAAGCACACGGGAGUGAAACCCUUCCAGUGUCCCGACUGCGAGCGCAGCUUCUCCCGCUCCGACCACCUGGCCCUGCACAAGAAGCGCCACCUGCUGGUGUGAGGGGCCCGGAACCUUCCGCCUCCACCGCUCGGACUUGUACACAUAUGGCUCAGCUUCUCCAAACACCUUCAUCACACAUCUUCACCUGGUGGGGGGGGGGGGG